Messenger RNA from Pedinophyceae sp. YPF-701, 387 nucleotides. The record is from the annotation of a GenBank genome assembly. NCBI's taxonomy places the organism in Eukaryota, Viridiplantae, Chlorophyta, Pedinophyceae.
AUGGAGGAGCGCGCGGAGAGGAUGCGCGGCAACCCGUACGCCAAGCGGCGUCCGGUGAACUCCCCCCCGCGCGUGGUGGUGGAGGACGGCGCGACGGUGGAGCGGGCGCCCCUGCGCGGCCCGGUGUACGUGCGCGUGCACACCCACACGCACAGCCACUCGACGGCCAUGCGCCACGACACCCGCACCAAGCUCCUCCAGUCCUGGCACGUCGGGAUGUGCGGGGCGCCCGCGGAGCUCAACGCGCGCGCACUCGGGUCGGAGCUCGACUACCAGAUGCACCUCACGGACUGCGCGCUGACGCUCCUGAACGCCAAGAUGCGCGCGCACAAGGAGAAGCUCGCGGGCGAGCCCGGCAACGAACUCGCCACUGUCGUGCUCAGGUAA